AAAUGCCUAGAUAUAACAAUCAGAAUAAAAUGCCUGAAGCAGUCUUGAGAAGUUUCUGGCAUCUCUGAUAUACAUCUGUCAAUAUAUCUGUUUGAAAGUUGCAGAAGAGGAGGAUGAGUUAUGUAGCCUAUUGUUUCUACUCUCUUUCUUCCCAAAGCAUGUACCCUUUUUGUUAUGACAUUGUUAGUUCCUUAAAUAAAAUAUUUUGUUGAUCAAAAUUAACUCUACAAUGCUAUUCUUUAUAUUUCUAUUUUGGUCAGCACGUUAUUUGAGAUUUUAAUUAAUAUCAAUUCGCAGAAAACAUUCCACAAGUCUCUCUCUCAUCAAUUGAAAAGUUCCAGUACCACCGAAAAAGGAAUGGUCACUACUCACUACUCACUACUCACUACUCACUACUCACUACUCACUACACUCCUGAUAGCUGAUGAGUUGAUAUUUUUUAUUAUUGUUUAAUUUAAUUCACGGUGCUUUUACCACUUUAUUGACACGAGUACCGUAGAUCUUAUAUAUAUAUAUAUAUAUAUGUAUAUGCUCGUGUCCAUAUAUAGUUAUGUAUGAUUGGAGUAAGUAGCUUGCAAUGUCUUAUAAGUUUGAUAUAUCUUCUCCUUCUACAAAUUUUCGAUUAUAAAUAUUUCUUGGAGAUGAAAAUGCUCUUCCAUAGUUUCUCAAUCCGUUUCAUAUUCAGAUGCAUCAGAGUUCUUAUUAACAGAUCUAUCAGUCUUUUGCAUUAAAUUCGACGACAUUACUGGGGUUCUGUUUUUGGUUCUUUCCUUAUUUUCUUGUUUCUUCAUCUUUAAUUAGGUUGUAUGUAAAAUCAAUAUCAUAAAAGAAAGAAAAAAAAUGUCAAGAAAGCCAUGUUGUGUGGGAGAAGGGCUGAAGAAAGGAGCAUGGACCGCCGAAGAAGACAAGAAACUCAUCUCUUACAUUCAUGAGCACGGUGAAGGAGGCUGGCGUGAUAUUCCCCAAAAAGCUGGACUCAAACGAUGUGGAAAGAGUUGUAGACUGCGAUGGGCUAACUAUUUGAAACCUGAUAUCAAGAGAGGAGAGUUUAGCUACGAGGAGGAACAGAUUAUCAUCAUGCUUCACGCUUCUCGCGGCAACAAGUGGUCGGUCAUAGCUAGACAUUUACCCAAAAGAACGGACAACGAGAUCAAGAACUAUUGGAACACGCAUCUUAAAAAACGUCUGAUCGAUCAAGGAAUCGAUCCCGUCACCCACAAGCCACUUGCCUCUAAUCCUAAUCCAGGCACGCCCAAGACUUCUGAUCCCAACGAUGAUGAACAAUCACAAUCAGGUUCGAUGUCUCCAAAGUCUCUUCCUCCUUCUUCUAACUCCUACAAUCUACAAGAGACAAGCAGCAGUGAUGAGACACCGAGACACGGAGCUUCCUUGACCUCCAAGAAACACUUGUUUAAAAGGUCAAGUUCUACAUCAAAAGUGUUAAACAAAGUUGCAGCUAGGGCUGCUUCCAUUGGAAAUAUUUUAUCUGCCUCCAUGGAAGGAACCUUGAUCAGCUCUACAUCCUUGUCUCCUCCAUGUCUCAAUGAUGACUUUUCCGAAACUAGUCAACUUCAGAUUGACGAGUAUGAUCCAUUCUCUCAGCCAUCCGAACACAUAAUUCCCGAUGAUAUCAGCAUGAACACGGAACUCAACAAUUCCGCAUACGAUUUCUCGCAGUUUCUUGAGCAGUUCGGUAACAACGAAGGCGACAACAUUCAAGAUCUACUUAUGUCUGAUGUCUCAUCACCAAGCGUUGAUGAAUGCGAUAUUAUGCAAAACAUAACCGAUUGGUCAAACUAUCUUGUUGAAGAUUCCGAUUUUAAUCAUGACACGAACCAAGAUUGCGACGACAGGAACUUCAUAUAAUCAUAUAAUCCAUGGUUCUCGUAGAUAUUUGUCAAGUUAUUGUCAGUUUCACUGUAGAAGUUGCUAUAUUCAAUAAAGAUUCUCAGUCUGAGAAACUUGUGAUCCCGUGGAUCAAUUAGUAUUUGAUUUGCGGGAGACACGAGUUUUUUUUUU
Camelina sativa (false flax) is the source of this 2019-nucleotide messenger RNA. Its product is annotated as transcription factor MYB29-like. NCBI's taxonomy places the organism in Eukaryota, Viridiplantae, Streptophyta, Magnoliopsida, Brassicales, Brassicaceae. The record is from RefSeq and is a predicted model, not a curated record.